UCUGCGCCUACCCGUCAUCCAUCCAUCUAGUCGGCGCAAUUGCGCUCCCUCGUACGCCUAAACGCUGUACCUGAGCUAGCGCCCGGCUGAUCAGGGAUCGUGUAGUUGCCAAGGCGUGGAGCUGCAUCGGAGCUUCCAAUUUACUGUCCAGACCCCCGCAAUCCUCUACAACUUUACCACACGUCGUCGCUACAUACAGUAAUCACACCAGGCGACUCUCAUAGCAUUACUUGAGAUAUUGCUGCCAUCGUCUUCGCUCAUUAUCAAUCCCUCAUUCCCAUUGCAUCUACAACAACCCCACCACGCGACUGGCACCAUGAUCCGCGACUUCGUACAAUGGACGGCCACGCUGGGCGAAACGGGCGAGCUCGAACAGUUGCGCAAUUGCCGCGUAGGCAUUGAAGCCGCCGAAUAUUUGAACCAGCGGAUCCUCAAUCAUCCGCGCGCAAAGGAGCCGCUUGUGCCUGCGCUGGGAGGCCUUCCGCUGGCCUUGACACAACACAUUGAGGACGAUCUGGCUCAAUUCCGCAGCUUCGAAAUCGAACCCUUCUUCGUCUUCAGCGGGCUGGACAUUACAAAACAUGAUGAUCCUUUCAGGCAAAAGGAGAACGAGGCAUCGGUAAACAUCAAUGCGUGGACCCUGUACGACGGCCACGAGGCCGAAGCCUCUGUUGCCAAGUUCGGACAGUCAACAUACGUCACGCCCGAGGACCUCUUCCGCGCCCUACAGUCAACCCUGACCGAGCGCAACAUUCGUUGGACAGUCGCACCAUACAGCGCCUGGGCCCAGUUGGCAUAUCUCGAGAAGCACGAAUACGUCCACGCCGUCUACGGCUCGUCAGACAUCCUCAUCUUCGAAUGUUCCAAAAUCAUAACGUCUUGGGACUUCGAGGCCCGACAUUUCAGCUUUGUCCGCCGAGAGAAAUGUGUAGCAGACCUGUCCAAGUUUGUCGGCGCUCCCAACAUCUCAGACGACAUCUUUCUCGAUACCUGCAUACUCGCCGGCACGCCCUUCCUCCCGACCCACCCGAUCCUCGACGCGCCUAACAGAGCAGAGCUGAUCAAGCCGUACAGCGCCAUCAAGACCAUCAUGAGCAACGGUCAGUCUGGAUACUCUGUGGUUGUCAACAACAAUGAUGUCCCGCCCGCGGGCAAGGAAUACGUUACGCGAUACCAGAAAGCACGUCUGGCCGUCAAGAAUCACCCUGUCUACACAGAGGAAGGUAAGGUCGAACCCCAAAACUCCGGCUCGAUGCCCAACGAUGCGGGUCAGUAUCUGGGCCAAAGGCUCCCAGAUGAGAUCCUCCACUACAUGUCGAAAGGUCUCAUCAGCCCACACAUCAUCCAGUGGCGCACUACCUGCGAGGUAUUCGAAGUCCCUCCCAUGGAUGGUGGCAUGUCUCCAGAAUACAGGGAGCUCGUCAGCUCCAAGCUGAUCCCACUUCGAACACCCGCUGUCAACCUUUUGUCUAGUACCCUACACAAUUGGUAUAGGCACCAAUCUCUGCACCAGACGCAUUGGUACUCUCCUGUAGAACCCAAUGGGAAACGUGCGUCCACAACCAUCCCUGUUGAGAAGCCAUCAGAAGCCAUAGCUCCUUCGCUCGUUGACACCUGGAACGUGAAGGAAGCUACAUUCAAGGAUGUUGUCGGACAGUACAAGGAUUGCGGAACUCUCGGUGCAGCCAUCUUAUCACUGCAAAACUCUGACUUUGUUACCAAAUCGGUCGCCAAGAAAGAUCCUAAGAAUCCUCUUUCUUCCACUUCCGAGAUACUGUACAACUCGAUAUGGCGCUUCCUCGCUCUACGGGAGUACGUAGAUCCCAAGAGCCAUAAUCUGACACAAUGGGGUAAAGUCCUUGUGUCCAUCAUCGCUGGCCUAAAGGGCAAGCCAGAGCACGAAGAAGCUGCGGUGAUCGCGGUCGAACUGAUACGGCUGGGCCUCUUGAACUCCGACAUCGAUAUGUUCUCUAUGUACAACGGCGCACCGAUGCGUGGUAGCAGUAAGUGGGAAGCCCUUGAUCACGUUCUGCAUAGCUAAUAGCCGCCUAGCACAAGACAAGGAGUAUAAUAUGCUAGUGUCUCGCGUUGCUGGCUUAGGUACUUUGCACCACCGUCCGAUUGGUUUCACCGGACCUCUCAGUCAACAUUUGCUCGGUUACAACUCCAUCGUCAACAAAGUCCGUCAGUCACUUCGAGAUAUCAUCGAGGUGGCCGCCACACAAAUGUUCUGUACUGGUUGCUGCACUAGACAUGCU
Messenger RNA from Alternaria rosae, 2258 nucleotides. Its product is annotated as PIN domain-like protein. The coding region runs from base 317 to 2041 and encodes 574 amino acids. The transcript is spliced from 4 exons. The record is from RefSeq and is a predicted model, not a curated record. Gene Ontology annotation, biological process: DNA double-strand break processing; mismatch repair; DNA recombination. Gene Ontology annotation, molecular function: 5'-flap endonuclease activity; 5'-3' DNA exonuclease activity. NCBI's taxonomy places the organism in Eukaryota, Fungi, Ascomycota, Dothideomycetes, Pleosporales, Pleosporaceae. Gene Ontology annotation, cellular component: nucleus.